AUGUCGUCUUCAAAGGAUGUAGGCUCUGGCGUUCCUGCGUCAAGCAAGGGGUCUUGGGCUACUUUCCUCAAGUCUAUUGCUUCAUUUAACGGCGAUUUAUCUUCCCUUACAGCGCCUCCGUUUAUCAUUUCGUCUACCUCCCUGGUCGAGUUCUCUGCGUACUGGGCUGAGCACCCGGCCCUGCUCGUUGCCCCGUCACGCGAGCAGGACCCUCAGAAACGUGCCAUGUUGGUUUUGAAGUGGUUCCUCAGUACUUUACACCAGCAAUACUGCAGUCGAAGCGAGAAGCUAGGGAGUGAAAAGAAGCCAUUAAACCCGUUUCUGGGUGAGCUAUAUAUAGGGAAAUGGGCUGAUAAAGAUGUCGGCGAUACACUGCUGUUCAGUGAACAAGUGAACCAUCAUCCUCCGGUUACUGCUUACGCUAUCGAAAAUCAAAAGCACGGUGUCCAGCUACAAGGAUAUAAUGCUCAAAAGGCAUCCUUCUCAAAUACCAUCAAUGUGAAGCAAAUAGGCCAUGCCCUUUUGUCCUUCCCGACCCCCGGCUCCACUGAAAGAGAGACGUACCUCAUCUCACUGCCAUCGCUGCACAUCGAGUCUUUGAUCUAUGGAACUCCUUUCGUUGAGCUCAACAAAUCCACUUAUAUCACUAGUUCUACAGGAUACAUGGCCAAGAUUGACUACUCUGGCCGUGGCUGGCUUAGCGGCAAAAAGAACAGCUUUUCCGCUAUCCUCUACAAGCAAAGUGAAGGCGAAAAGCGCCCCCUAUACACUGUCGAUGGCCAGUGGUCGGAUUCCUUCAGCAUCAAGGACGCUUCAACCAAGAAGGAGAUUGACAAGUUCGAAGUCAAGAAGUCUAAGACCACCCCUUUGACCAUUGCUCCUAUUGAAGAACAGGACAUUUACGAGUCCAGACGGGCAUGGAAAGACGUUGCCGCUGCAGUUGAAAAGGGAGACAUGGACGCUCUAUCAAUAGCUAAAUCAAAGAUCGAGAAUGCGCAAAGAGAGCUCCGGAAGAUCGAAGUUGAGGAAAAGCGGGAGUGGGAAAGACGGUUUUUCAGCCGCAUCGAUUUAGACGGCAGCAAUGGUGAAAAUGAAGAAAACACCACUUUCAAAAAGCUACUAAAGACGGUUGGCUUUGGAACUGAUGGCUCAUCAGCAUCUAGCUUCAUCGAUUCCGACAAGACCGGUGGUGUCUGGAGAUUUAACUCUGAUCGAGCCAAGGAUGCAAAGUCUCCUUAUCACGCCGAUUCCGCGAAGGGAGUCGGGCUUGCUGUGAGCCCGCCUGCCGCCAAAUGA
This is a messenger RNA of Nannizzia gypsea CBS 118893, 1296 nucleotides long. RefSeq names its product KES1. Gene Ontology annotation, cellular component: cytosol; intracellular membrane-bounded organelle; membrane. NCBI's taxonomy places the organism in Eukaryota, Fungi, Ascomycota, Eurotiomycetes, Onygenales, Arthrodermataceae. Gene Ontology annotation, molecular function: oxysterol binding. The coding region runs from base 1 to 1296 and encodes 431 amino acids. Gene Ontology annotation, biological process: exocytosis; piecemeal microautophagy of the nucleus; endocytosis. The transcript is spliced from 4 exons. The record is from RefSeq and is a predicted model, not a curated record.